Molecule: messenger RNA, 1845 nt
Organism: Suillus paluster
Lineage: Eukaryota; Fungi; Basidiomycota; Agaricomycetes; Boletales; Suillaceae
Product: acid protease
Exons: 14
Coding region: 286-1413 (375 amino acids)
Biological process (GO): proteolysis
Molecular function (GO): aspartic-type endopeptidase activity
Source: RefSeq, a predicted model, not a curated record
UGAUGAAUUAUCAAUAGGUUUCCACUCCUCGGAUCCCACACUUCUGCGCACUGCAUUACACCUUUGCAGUCGAGUCUAUCGAAUCUGGAGUGCCCUGCAUUCGUGCUUGCACUCAUUUUCUCGUCUUGUCGUCGUUGUGGCUCGUUGUGGCACGAUGGAUACUCUGAUGACCUGAACAACGUUAUUUCUGGGACGCUCUCCUCUUGAAAGGCCUAUAUAAACAGUGUCGCUCAGCGCAAUGGUUCUUCACUUUGAAUUCUCGAACUUCCCGAAACCACUCGAACUAUGUCUCGCGUCGUUAUCCGCGCAAUCCCCUUUGCGACUCAGCUGCGCGCAGCUAAAGGUGGUGCCAAGGAACUUCUUGAGCGCGACCGCGCUCGCGCACAGAAGUUCCUGGCUGGAAAUUCCCAUCAUGGCCCCUCAGCUACUAUUAGGGAAUACAAACAACGUCACGGUCACCACUAUAAGGGCACCGCCAUCGUUCCCUCCACCGGUAGCUCGAAUACGUGGGUUGGGGCAAACACGCCAUACAGUCCCACAAGCUCUAGCCACGACACUGGUAACAUCAUAAAUGUUAGUUAUGGUUCGGGGUAUAUGUUCGGGAAGCAAUACACCGACGCCGUGACCUUGGGACCGAAUUUGGACAUCCAGAAUCAAGGCAUUGGUGUGGCGUUCUUAGCGGAAGGGUUCCAGGGCGUCGAUGGUAUAUUGGGUGUCGGUCCCGUAGACCUUACACAAGGAACCGUGUCUAACACGUCAGAGGUGCCUACGGUUACCGACAACUUAUACGCUCAAGGGACAAUCCCUUCUGAUUUACUCGGCGUCUUCUACGCGCCGUCCUCUACUGCUAACGUAGCGAAUGGAGAGAUCACGUUCGGUGGGACUGAUACUACCAAGUACACUGGCUCAAUCAACUCUGUUCCGCUUACCACCACCUCUCCCGCCUCGAAGUAUUGGGGUAUCGACCAAUCGGUAUCGUACGGCACUAGCAACACAAUCUUGAACACGACUUCCGGCAUUGUCGACACUGGCACUACCCUUCUCCUCCUUGCCACUGAGGCCUUCCAGGCCUAUCAAAGCGCAACUGGUGCCACUCAAGACUCGACCACUGGUCUUCUGACCAUCACACCACAACAAUACAACAAUCUUCAAAGCUUGUACUUCAACAUCGGUGGUGUCACCUACGAGUUCACCCCUAACGCUCAGAUUUGGCCGCGUGCUCUGAACAGUAUCCUGGGAGGAAAUGACGGUCAAAUUUAUCUCAUUGUAUCUGACCUCGGUUCCUCAUUCGGGAGCGGGCUGGACUUCAUAAACGGAUUUGGCUGGCUUCAGCGCUUUUACACCGUUUAUGACACCGGAAAGAAGCAGCUUGGUAUUGCGACUACGGCAUACACCGAUGCUGAUACCAACUAAUGACGGUUCACACCGUUUUUUGACGAGUCGACUUCUUUUGUUUCGAGGACUGCAUGUGUACAUUAUGCUACUCACCCGAUUUACACUUUGCUCGCAAAUAGUUUCGAAUCAGGCGUAUUAAUAUACUGUUCGUUGUGGCUAGUAAAUAACUUUUUUUUAUCGAUACCGGAGAAAGGGAUACAUUACACUGCGGUUCACACAGCUUAGAAGACAAUACGUUUAAGUUCCUGGCUCCAGGUGUUUUGGUGGGCCCAAACAUACUUCAUUAUCUACCCAAUCGGACUCAAGUGCUCGAGCGCAGUCUGUCGGACAAAAGUUCUGAUGCAUUUACUACAAAUAGUUGUGUUCGGCAUACUAUGUAUCAGUAUGUACUAUAGUUUUAUAAUUUGCUUUCGAACUCUGUCCAGAGAACGCGCACUUAAUGCAGUGGAC